GGCAAGUUGUUGUCAAGGACUGCAGACUGAGUAUGCGGGAGGCGCUGUGCUCUGAAUGAGAGGCAGUGGUGCGGAGAAGAGAGAAAAGAUCUUCAGACAGACACUGAGAGAGUUCAAAUAUAACACAGCACAAUGGCAGAGGGAGAAUUCAAAACAGAGAAACAUUUACCUAACAAAACAGCUAGCUCCACACAGGACUCUCUACAGGACUCCUCAAAAGUCUUUAAGGCUGCAAGCUUUACAGAAGAAUACAAACCACUUCCCAGAGCCCCACACUUGUCGUCACUGCUCACGACUCUUUCUCCCAAGUGCCCGAAAGAAAAACGGAGGGUGACUUUUCUCGAGGACUACAAAAACAUCAAGACUUCACACAAAGAUUUGUGUAUAGAUAGCACCAGUCAAGUGGAGGAGGAUACAUGCUCAAAGAAACAGGCCAUUUUGACAAGACCCUCUCCAGAAAGAUCAGACAAGAUACUUCAGGGUCAUGAUCUUAGUGAGCAAACACAGACUAAAUGCCAGAGCCCUAACAAGUGGUCAUUCACGUUAGACGCUGCUCCGCACACACUCAAUAGCAUAGCACACUUCCAGACAGAGAUGGAGGCCAGCAUCAAUAGACUACUUCAACUCACUACCGAUCUGGAAAUAGCAACUAUUGUUCCAGAUAGAUCUGCAAUUGCCUAUCAUGCCAGUGGCCUGAAGAAAACACAGCAGCCCACUUCUCCCUUAGACCACAACAGACAGAUCGUUACAUCACAACCAAUGACUCACAGUCAAGAGGAAACCACUGAAACCAGCAAGGUGUCUGGAUUGUCGGGGGUUGGCAGCAGCUCUCUGUGUGGUAGUCCUCUACUCCCUCCCCACAUCUCUGAGCUGUCUGCCGUACUGAGAGGCCUACUGGAUCUCGUCGACAGGCACUGGAGUGGCAACUUCUCCCUUCAUCUCAACCCCAACUUUCUAGAACAAGCCUACAGUAUCCUCUCCAAACUGAAGUCAUCCUCCCAUAAAGAGACAGAGGAGAAAAGAGACGUAGGUGGUAAUGAAAGUGUAACAAUACAUGAGAAAAGAGAAAAGAGUCACGAUUGCACUGAAGUUGGUCAUCUGCAGGGGACAUUGACCCAGAAAUCACAACUGACAUGUCUUCAGAAACAGCUUGUCACAGCCCUGAUGGACAACAUCAAGUUAAAGCAUGAGAUACAUAAGUUGAGAGAAGACAACUCCUCCUGGAAUAACAUUGACAGACAAUGGCAGAGUUGUUUGCAACUGCAAGGGAAAGUGCUGGAGGCUGAAGAGAAACAUUUGAAGGAGUUAAAAGACUCAAUGGACAUCCUACAAGCAACUCACAGGUCUCUACAGCGCCUAUCUCUGACAAGAACUGGAAGACAAGCCAUGAAGCCACCUCCUGAUGAUGGGGACGGCCUGCCUACAGACGCUUAUGAUGAGACUAUAUAAAAUAAAGUGAAUAGGCAUUGCUAGUGUUUUGUGGUUAUUGAGAAUCACAACAAACUAUUUGCUUACCUUGAUUGCGAAGGAAUAUUAGCACUACAUCUCACAGCUUUCUCGGUAUAGAAAUGCUCAGAAAUCGGAUGACACUGUUAAACGGGCGGCACGCGACACCAGUUCGAUCUAUGGCACGUUCCAUACUGAAACGGCUUUUUAUAAUGAUGAAAGAGAAAAGUGGCAUCUUAUAUUUUUAAUGUUAUAUAUAUGAUUAGAAUAACUAAACAACAUAUAUUACCAUUACUAAGUCUUAAAUAGGUUGUGCAUUUAUACGUCUAUUUUGAUGUGCGAUCAAGUGAUUUUUCCUUUUCUGCGUCGGCAAGCAUGACUAGCUAACAGCUAGUUUAGCUGCUAGGGAACUUGGCUUGAAUAGCUAACAUGGCUAAUGUUAACGUAACUGUUACAUUAGCUAAAUAUUUUCAAUGAAAUAAUUUAUCUUUCAUCGCUCAACUUACUCCGAUUAACAUUACUCUUUCAGUGGGUUGAGAUUGAAUUUAGCUGCGGCAGAGACCACACCUUUGUCAUCAUGGCAGAAGAAGACACCAAAACUUGCAUCUUCAAUGUUGGUGGAUGUUUGUACUCCAUUCCGAUAAGCCGACUCUCCUGUUUUCAAGAGUCAUUGUUACUGAAAGAAUCUGUCUUCAAUCAUCACGCAAGAUUAUUCCUAGACAGGGAUGGCUUCACCUUCAGACACCUACAUUAUUAUAUACACACUGGUAAACUUGCGUCCUCUUGCAUAUCUGAGAUCAAUAUUUUAUAUGAGCUGUCAUCAACCCUACGUCUUACAUCAUUGCAACAGGCGUUGGAAAACCGUCAGUCAGGCAAGCAUUUCCUACGUGCACGCCCAGUUGACCUACAGGUCACAGAAAGAGCUGCUAUGUAUUACUGGAAAACAAGACUUUGUAAUCCUAAACAACCUGAAUCUGUGGCCAGCCCGGUUUUCACAGUGCAUGAUGCCAUACCUCUGGGACUGGUGGGGAAGCCUCUGGUGGACAAUGAUGAGGAGGUGAUGUACUGCUUCAUUCCACUGGAGCAGCUUCGAUUACAUCCCAACUUGGUGACACAGGACAACCUGUUGUGGCUGUGUGAUGAUAUAGCUAUCAUUGAAUGUGGGAGCCGUCUCUUCAGGUUCAUAGCUAAUUUCCUGCAUACGGGAAAGAUCUUACUGCCAGAGCAUUUCGGUGAUUACGAGCUGCUGAGCAGCGAGGCAAAAAUGGUUGGCAUGACAGAGUUCGUGGAAGCACUGCAGGAACAAUGUGAGAUAAAUAGUGACUCUUCGUCCAUACUUCUGGAUUCACCCCAAAUAUCAGACUCGGAAUCUGUUGCUCAGCCUUUAUAUAUCAUGACCUUUGACCUGUUAGUGAAGUACCCUGAUUCUUCGCUGGGUCAGCUUCACAUAGACAGCAAUCUUGAGGGGAGCAGACUGUACGUAACAGGCUCUGGAGUUCUUUUCCAACACGUGCAGGAUUGGCUGGGAACAUGCUGUCUGCCUCUGACAGAGGAGGCCUCUCAGCUGUCUGGCUUAUGCGAGUACCUGGAAGGGCAGGAUGGGGCCUACCAGGCUUUCAAGGAGGCCUUGUUCCAGUUUCUGCACAAGAGGAAAACCUCAAAAAGUGUAUUUACUGCAAAGCCAUGGUCUGCUUCAGUGGCGGCAUGCACGGUUUAUAAAAUUGUAAAAGUUUACGUUGGAACACACUGGUACGCCACUUAUUUGCAGACUCUCUUGAAGUAUCCAGAGCUGCUGUCUAACUCUAGUAAGGUCAACUGGAUCUGCUUUGGUCAGAGUCUGCAUGUAAAAGGUGACGGGCAAAUAUUCCGUCACAUCUUAAACUUCCUCAGAUCUGGUCGUCUGUUACUUCCAGCUGACUUCAGAGAGUGGCCUUUGCUCUGCCAGGAGGUUGAAGCCUUCCAGAUCCCAGCCCUCACUGGAGCUUUGGAGGACUGCUCAGACUACAGGGCCUGGUGUAGAGGGAAGGUCCACAGCAGUGAUGGGUCUUCUUCCUCGUCUUUGGCUGAAUCCCUGUCUCUGGACGAAGACUGCUUUCUGGGGAUAUCUUCUGAUGAGGAGAGCAUGGACUUCAGUGAACAAGACGCACAGCUGCAAGAGAGCCCAGACUACUCAUGCUUGCUGAUGGGAGACUCGUCAAGUAGACCCAGCUCAGAGGAGCCUAUUGUUGUUUCCUCACCAAUUAAUCACAGUCCCCCUAAAAGCAAGAACCUGGGGCAAGCCCAAGGUGUCUUACCAGGCCUUUCAGAAACUUCCAGAGAAAAUCAAACCACUAACGGUGGGCCUUCUACAGCCAGCAGUAGUGCCAGCCAUGCAGCUAACGCCGCCAGUGCCACUGGCGAUCUCUCGAGCUCCAUCAGGAGCCUGCUCCAGAAGAUCCGCGGCACCUGCCUGGAGAGCCUGCUCCAGAGACUCAGCAGCAACAUCUCGGCGUCCACACAGCAGCAGCAGCAGCAUGUUGCCUCGGCGCACAGGACGGAGCAGGAGUCCAUCCCCAAGGAGCGGCUGGUGCAGAUACUGGAGGAGACCUUCAGAAGUCGGCCCAACCUGAAGAUCAAGAGGCUGCCGGGGCCUACGAGCCCCAUCGGCUCAGGCCACACUGCUAGGUCAUCCGAUUCAUCACUAGAAGACAGCGUAUCAGCAGCAGGAGGAGAGAGGUGGAGCUGGACGAGUCUUCCCGUGAGGGGCUGCGUGAUCCAGGUGACCCACCCCCCGGUCCUGGGGAGAGGGGAGCCAGGUGGCUUCUUCACCCACAGCGUCAUCUACGCGGGCACCCCUCCAGACAGCACUGCCCAUCCGCAUGUGACUGCGACUGCAAUGGGAGAUCCCCAGGAUGUGGCCUUUGCCCACUUCAAUCUGUCUUACGAGGAGAUGGUGUACGGACGAGAGGGCCAUGCUUUCCUGACGGGUAUCAUCCUGGACUCAAAGAAGCUUGACACAGCAAAUUGCACUCAAAAUUUAGCCAAUCUGAUCUAUCUCCUCUGGACAGAUCAGAUAAAAGACUCUUUGCAAGAGCUACUGGGCCUCAUCGAAGUCAAGCUGCAUAGGACCAGAGAGAAGUUACAGCAGUGGUUGAACUUCACCCUGCCGCUGGCAAGACGUUACACAGAGUGCCUGAUGCAGCUGGAGAGACACUGCUGCCAGAUAGAAACCCUGUUUCCUUAAGACACAGCAACAAGCCCAGGCCGUCUACAGAAGAUAGGCUGAGUCUCUCAUGAGGGAUGAGAGGAAGAUGCAUUAAGCCCCUCACGACAACUACUGGCUGCACUGAACAUGAGGCUGGCAGUGGAUCAGGAAAGCUUUUCAACAGCGGCAAACACGACGGCCUCGUCACGGCAACAGCAACGCCGACACAUAAGAACCCAGGGGCACUGACCACAGGUCAGUUGCGUGUGAAAGAAACAACAGACAUGCAUGGGAUGAUGACCAAGACACUGAAAACAGUCUGAUGUGUCAUGUUGCCUACAGAGUAGAGAGGCAUAUUGCUUUCAUAGAACUGUUAAAGAGUAGACUAGACUCUUAACCCAAACUCAGAGAGAACCUUUUCAUAAUAAAGGGUGUAUUUCUGCUUUGUCA
Molecule: messenger RNA, 5080 nt
Organism: Alosa sapidissima (American shad)
Lineage: Eukaryota; Metazoa; Chordata; Actinopteri; Clupeiformes; Clupeidae
Product: BTB/POZ domain-containing protein KCTD19-like
Exons: 27
Coding region: 2024-4669 (881 amino acids)
Source: RefSeq, a predicted model, not a curated record